UUUAUAUACAUAGAAAUUAUUAUAAUAAUAGACAUUGGUAAGGGCCAUUAAAAUAGCAGAAAUUGAGCCCUGUAUAUAUAGGCAUUAUUGUCUCGUUGAUAGGUGGCUUCUGCUUAAUUUCUACAAUGGUUUUGAGGAAUUCCAUCUGCACAUAUUAAUCAAAUCAAGGUAGUCCUGUCAAAACCAUUGUUUCCAGGAAGCUUAUUUUGCAUGGAAAAAUUCCUCCAAAACUUACAUCUUCCUGAGUGUGGGGCUGUAGCUAAAUGUUGGUUAGGUCUUGGUGAUAAAGAAUAGGAUUGAUUGCUCACAUGUUCAGUCAUUCUGUCCUUCAUCUAUGAUGCCUAUUGUCCUUCAGUCCCAGCAGGCAAUGCAAGUAAACAUACUAUUCUGAACUAAAUACACACAAGUACCUCAAAAUGAAUGACCGUGAAGAAGGAGAGCUUUCUGGGUCUGAUGUAGACCUUGAGCGGAUGGUGGAUGCCAGCAACAUUCUGCCUCCAGCAACAGCUCCACUGCAUCAGUACAGGACACCUAGAGCUGCCCAACAUGUACCAGGGCUUUCCAGUGAUGAAGAUUCUUCUGACAAUGACUUGGAUGAUGAAGACUGUCACCUGAGUGGUCCUAAGCGCAUGAAAGUCUCAAAUGCAUUGUCAAGGUUAGAGGAGCCUGCUCAGUUCACCAAAGAGCAGCAAGCAAUGUUACAGCAAGGUCUCAUACAGCAGCCCGCACCUCCUGAGCCAAUGAAAGAAGAUGCCACAUUGAUUGUCAAGAAGCCUCGAAAGUGCAACAACAUCUGGGCCAAUGUUUUAGGAGAACAGAGCCUGACUGAAGAAAUAGGAGUUAUAGGUCUGAAGAAGCUUGAGGGAGACCGAAAUGUGGAGAACUACGACUUCAGAGCGGCUCAGCAGCUGCGCAAGGCUGAGGCAGCCUCAUUGCAAGCUCCUGAAGACGAUGAGGAGGAAGAAGGGGAGCUGCAUGACGACCUCGAAGAUGGAGAAAUGAAAGAAGAGUUUGUUGAGGAGGCACCUAAAUUAACUGCAAGAUUGUCCCGCAAACGUCCGAUGUCGCACCGCGUGUACCAGCCACCACCUGUGCCGGUCCCGACCGCCGCCCCUGGAGAGCCUCUGCUGCUGCCCGCCAUCGACGCGUCACAACACCCCACCGACAAGUCCCUCGCUUUGGUUAUCGCCAGCGCUCUGCAAGAGAACAAACCACAAAUUAUUGUUAAUGUGGUAGAACAGUUUGGUCGUGAGUUCGCGAUGCAGCUCUACAACGACACCAGAGAGCAGGAGCGUCAGGGCGGCCUUAUGAUUGUGACUGGUGACCGGCGCCGGACGUCUGGCGGGGUCUUCCUGCAGUUGCUGAAGAAAUCUAACCCCAGCAAAGACAAACUCGCCGUCAUAUUCCCCCCUGAUGAGGCUCACCAACAAUGGCGUCGACGACGACGAGCUGUGCAUCGCCGUAGGAACAGAGAACGCCACGACACUGACCGGCCCACCAGCUCGUGCGGAUCGAGCGAUAGCUCCUCCCGCGUGGUGGUGCCUCGCUCUCCUCGCCUGCCCUGUGACGAUUCCAACGAUGCAUUGGAGCUGGGGGGCGCAAAAUGCCCUGCCACCUCGCCUGCAGUGUCCCCAGGCCCCACUCCCACCACUACCCCCGUAGUCACCCCUCACGAUAGUGACUCUGAAGAAGAUAGAGGCAAAGACAAGCUCGUCGACACUGCUCUGGCAAUUGUCAAGUCGCUGUCGCCUGCUCUGCUAUCUCAUUCAGAGGAAGGUUUUUGCGACGCUGCAGCCGCCCCUGACGAGAUGGACGUUUAUUGAGUAGCCAUUGCGGUGCCCUUCUGCACUCUUCGGCCCACGCGGUGGCUGGUUUCCGUUGACCUCAAAUCAGGGACGACUUCUGUUCCUAUUUGUAGACAUUAGUGAUCGAUUUUGGAUUAGAACAUUUACAUACUUAUUAUCGAAAAGAGGCUUGUAGCAUCUCAAAGUAUGAACAUUUGGUAGGGGGGUGUUACUUUUGAUAUCAUAUAUGAUGAACUGGCCUUUAGAACAUUUCACUCUUUUAGGAGUCAUGAGAGAACUUUAAGAAAUACUUGGAUAUAUAUAGAUAUUUCUAUCCGGCAGGAAAUUUUUUGUCUUUAUUCUUCACUUGUUUUAGUUUAAUGAAGCGUCUUUAACUCCUCGUUCUAUUGAGCCAAUGGGCAUUAUUUCUUGUCUCUAUUAUUUUUUUAUAUAACAAAAGAUCUCAUUGCGCCUACUUCUAGACUAUGACAUAUUUGGAAGUCUCCUUUGACCUUAUUCGACUAUAAUGCUCAGCAAGCAUCGGAUAUUAAAACCUAAGUUCAUUGUAGCGGUACUCACGGAUAUACUGUUGAAGGCUAACGGAAUACAUUUGACCUCGGAGUGAAUAGUUUUCUUAACAAUGAACGAUAUCUGAAAAGAACGAUUUACCUCGUCUAGUUCAUGUUCAUAGUAUGGUACAUUGUUGAGAGAUAUUGUAAGAUACUUUAAUCUUCGCGCUCGUAGACAAAUAAAAUAAAUAUUUCAA
Messenger RNA from Hyalella azteca, 2550 nucleotides. It is a transcript of the gene Phax, whose product is annotated as phosphorylated adapter RNA export protein. Gene Ontology annotation, cellular component: nucleus. The transcript is spliced from 9 exons. Gene Ontology annotation, biological process: snRNA export from nucleus. The coding region runs from base 417 to 1823 and encodes 468 amino acids. NCBI's taxonomy places the organism in Eukaryota, Metazoa, Arthropoda, Malacostraca, Amphipoda, Hyalellidae. The record is from RefSeq and is a predicted model, not a curated record.